CCUUUCUACCACGUCCACCAUGUCAGACCAGAGUGCUUUCCAUUCAGAAGACAGCUUCGGCUCUACAAAUGACAAACAGAACAGGACACAGGGUCAAGACAUUCUUUUCUCGUCUCCAGAGGAGGACAGCAGUCUGUAUUUUACUUACAGCGGAGGUCGCAAUGAAGUGGAAGUCCGCAAUCUCAACUAUGAGGUGGACAUAGCUGCACAGAUACCCUGGUAUGAGAGGCUGUCAGAGUUUAAGAUGCCCUGGGAGAUGCACAGCAACAAGCAAACAGUCAUAAAGGACCUAAACCUACAUGUGCACAGUGGCCAGAUGCUUGCUGUCAUUGGCAGCUCAGGCUGUGGGAAGACCUCCUUACUGGACAUCAUAACAUGUCGAGAUGAGGGUGGCAACAUGAAUUCAGGAGAGAUUCUGAUCAACGGGAAACCUUCCACACGUUCUCUGGUGAAGAAAUGCAUUGCUCACGUGCGGCAGGACGACCGUCUGUUACCUCAUCUCACAGUGCGGGAGACGCUGGCUUUUGUGGCCAAGCUGCGGCUGCCUGCGCACUUCACCCAGGAACAGAGAGAUCAGCGGGUGGACGAUGUCAUCGCGGAGCUGCGUCUGAGGCAGUGCGCUCACACGCGCGUGGGGAACGACUAUGUGAGGGGGGUGUCCGGUGGAGAAAGGAGGAGGGUUAGCAUCGCUGUACAGCUGCUCUGGAAUCCAGGUAUUCUCAUCCUAGAUGAGCCUACUUCAGGUCUAGACAGCUUCACAGCCCAUAAUUUGGUCAUUACAUUGUACCGUCUGGCUCGAGGGAACCGCCUGGUGUUGCUGUCAGUCCAUCAGCCUCGUUCAGAUAUCUUUCAGCUCUUUGACCUGGUGGUGCUCUUGUCUUCUGGCUCAGCCGUGUACUGCGGUCAGGCCAAGGACAUGGUACCUUACUUUACUUCUCUUGGGUACCCGUGUCCACGAUACUGCAACCCCUCUGACUACUACGUGGAUUUGAUAAGCAUUGAUCGGCGCAGUCCUGAAAAAGAAGCACAAUGUUUGGAGAAAGCCAGGAUGUUAGCGGCCCAGUUUGUAGAGAAGGUGAAGAACACAGAGGAUUUCAUGUGGAAAUCAGAAGAUUGCGGUUCUCUGGCACUGGAUGCCCCUCAAAGCAGUGUUCCUCCCGUCUCGAAGAAGGAAUCUGUGAUCACAGUUUCCAAACAGAAGGAUCGCCUGCCGGGAAAACUGCAACAGUUCACAAGCCUAAUCAAACGGCAGGUAUUUAAUGACUACCGAGAUCUGGUGACGUUGGUGGUUCAUGGUCUGGAAGCCUUGUUGAUGUCACUGCUCAUCGGUUUCCUUUAUUUCGGGGCUGGGGAUCAGGGUCUUUCUGUCCAAGAUACGGUGGCUUUGCUCUACAUGAUAGGAGCUCUGACACCCUUUGCUGUGGUGCUGGACGUCAUUGCAAAGUGUCAUUCAGAGAGAGCCAUGCUUUAUCAUGAACUGGAAGAUGGCAUGUACUCAGUCACCUCAUACUUUUUUGCCAAGGUAAAUACACUGCAUUAUGUAAGAGCUUCAGGAAUGAUAGUGGUGUCGAUGUGUAGACCUUUGGGACAUGGCAGAGCUUCACAAAUUUUUCAUGAACGUGUAGUUACAGAGUCAAAAACUUCGUCUUUCAUGGGCAACGCACUCUUCACGGUCUUCUACCUGACUGCUGGCUUUGUCAUUAGUCUGGAAAACAUGUGGCUGGUGGCGUCUUGGUUUUCUUACAUAUCCUUCAUGCGCUGGGGUUUUGAGGGAACGCUGCAGGUUCAGUUUCGUGGGACUAGAAUCCCAAUCACUAUUGGAAACCUCACUGUAGAAUUCGAUGGUAUUAAGGUUGUGGAGAUGAUGAAAAUGAACCAGUAUCCACUGUAUUCCUGCUACCUGGUGCUUAUUGCUGUUGCUUUUGUUUUCAUCCUGCUCUAUUAUCUGUCACUCAAAUUCAUUAAACAGAAGUCCAGUCAGGAUUGGUGAAGAGGACAAAUCAGCAUCAAGUCUGGUCCACACUGCAGCUUGUUCUUGCCUAGAAACCAACAUAUAAAAUGCCCAUCCACAGCACAGACCUUAUAAACCAGCUGUAGUUGUCAAGACCAAAUAUAUGUGUGUGUGUGUGUGUGUGUGUAUGCGUGCGUAACAUUUUACUACCGCUAACUGCCGCUGGAUGGCAGUAAUGUACUAUGUUUCCACACUCUUUUAAGUUUACUUAAUUGUUUUUUGGUUCUGGUAAACCACCAGAACUCAUGUUUGGUAGAUACCUUUAAACAAAUUUACUGCAGCAUGUCACAAUGUAGAUUUCAUUUAUGUAUUUACUUUUAUUUUCUUUUGCAAAUCAGAAUUGUUUUGUAUGUAUAAUAUUAUUAUUGAACAGUGUACUACACUACAGGAGCUUUGAAAGCUUGGUUAAAGAUUAAGAAAUUCUAUUGCUUGUUUUUUUUUAUAAUUAAUAUAGACACUGCACUGGUGCAACAUUCUGAUCAACAAGCUAGGAUGUAUUUGUUUGAUUCCACAUGUCUAUUGUCAUAUUUUUAAUGCAGCAUGAUGUUAAACACAUUUGAGUCUUUGAGAGAGAGAGAGAGAUGCAGAAGAGUGCCCUUUUACAGCUGGUGCUCAAACUACACCCAAACCAGCACAGCACAAUCCGGCCCAACCACAUCACACAGCUACAAAAACACAAUUACAUUGCUUACUGGAAAGAUGCCACUAAAUUACAAAAGAAGAUGGAGCUGUAUUUAGACCUAAAAAGAGACUACAAACCAGCAGAAUACCUGAGCUGUGUAAAAGAUCACAAAUUAAGAAAGACACUGACAAAAUACAGACUGAGUGAUCACUGUCUGGCUAUAGAGAGAGGACAGCACAGACAGAGAUGUCAGCCGCGAGAACAGA
Molecule: messenger RNA, 2899 nt
Organism: Sinocyclocheilus rhinocerous
Lineage: Eukaryota; Metazoa; Chordata; Actinopteri; Cypriniformes; Cyprinidae
Product: ATP-binding cassette, sub-family G (WHITE), member 8
Exons: 13
Coding region: 20-1990 (656 amino acids)
Biological process (GO): cholesterol homeostasis; transmembrane transport; cholesterol efflux
Cellular component (GO): plasma membrane; signaling receptor complex
Molecular function (GO): ABC-type transporter activity; cholesterol transfer activity; ATP hydrolysis activity
Source: RefSeq, a predicted model, not a curated record